This is a messenger RNA of Juglans regia (Persian walnut), 3759 nucleotides long. RefSeq names its product probable LRR receptor-like serine/threonine-protein kinase At3g47570. Gene Ontology annotation, molecular function: ATP binding; protein kinase activity; protein binding. NCBI's taxonomy places the organism in Eukaryota, Viridiplantae, Streptophyta, Magnoliopsida, Fagales, Juglandaceae. Gene Ontology annotation, biological process: protein phosphorylation. The record is from RefSeq and is a predicted model, not a curated record. The transcript has 7 exons. Bases 1 to 3759 code for a protein of 1252 amino acids.
AUGGCCACAUAUGCUAAGAAAAGAGGGAAAAAGAGGAACUCAAAAUCUCCUGCUCAAGCAGACGUGUACCCUCUAGUUACAUGGAGAAGAAUUUCUCACCAGCAACUUGUACAAGCAACGAAUGGAUUCAACUCUAAUAAUUUACUUGGGGAAGGAUGUUUUGGGUCAGUAUACCAAGGAACACUUUCAGAUGGGAUGAAUAUUGCAAUCAAAAUUGUGAACUUGCAAGUGAAAGGGCCAUUCAAAAGUUUUGAUGCAAAGUGUGAGGUGCUACGAAAUAUUUGUCAUCGAAAUCUUGUCAAAAUCAUCACCAUUUGUAGCAAUAUUGACUUCAAAGCCCUUGUAUUGGAAUACAUGCCUAAUGGAAACUUAAAGAAAUGGUUGCACUCUCAAGAUCACUAUCUGAAUAUCUUACAAAGGCUCAAUAUCAUGAUUGAUAUCGCAUCAACAUUAGAAUACCUUCAUCAUGGUCAUUCAACAACAAUUAUUUAUUGUGAUCUAAAACCUAGCAAUGUCUUAUUAGAUGAAGAAAUGGUUGCACAUGUUGCCGAUUUUGGCAUGGCCAAACUCUUAGAUGAUAGGGACUCUAAGAUGCAGACCAUGACUCUUGCUGCUUUAGGGUACAUGGCACCAGGAGAGAAGCAAAUUGGGGUUGAAGUUGGGAAUCUUGGCAAUCCUGGUUUUUGCAGCUUGGGUGUCAUCUGUGGUUCUAAACAUCUCCGAGUCAAAGCUUUAAACCUUUCCUACAUGGGCCUUGUUGGUACCAUUCCUCCGCACAUCGGGAACCUUUCGUUCCUUGUUAGCCUAAGCAUAAGAAACAACAGUUUUCAUGGCUCAUUUCCAAAUGAGUUGUCUCAUCUUACUCGGUUGAAAAUCUUUAACUUUGGAUUCAAUGAAUUGAGCGGAGAAAUUCCAUCUUGGAUUGGGUUGCUAAAAAAUCUUCAAUCUUUGUACCUAUAUGGUAACAAUUUCAUAGGUACUAUUCCACCAUCUCUAUCUAACAUAUCUUCAUUGCAAGUUAUUAGUCUUGGAUACAAUCAGCUUUCAGGCACCAUACCUUCCUCUAUCUUCAAGAUAUCUUCCUUGCAAAAAAUUUAUCUUGGAGCGAACAAGCUUUCAGGACCGAUGUCCUCCAUUUUCUUCAACAUAUCUUCACUACAAAACAUUGAACUUGGCAAGAAUAUGCUAUAUGGUGGACUAUCUACACAUAUGUUUGAUUAUCUUCCCAAUCUUCAGUAUCUUUCUAUUUCUAGUAAUCAAUUGUCAGGUGAACUCCCGAAAAUAGGGAAUUUAACCAUGCUUACAAACCUAAACCUUGGUGAAAACAAAUUCAAAGGAAAACUACCCCCAGAAAUAGGGAAUUUAACUAUGCUUACAGAGCUAUACCUUGAUGACAACAAAUUUGAAGGUUUAAUACCAUAUCAAAUUGGUAAUCUGCAAAAUCUAGAGGUUUUUGAAAUUGGAGCCAAUGGUUUUUUUGGCACAAUUCCAUUUGGCAUCUUCAAUAUCUCAACAUUAAGAUGGCUUGGAAUGGGGGCAAAUAACCUAUCAGGCCAUCUUCCAUCAAAUAUGGGUCUCUUCCUUCCAAAUCUUCAACGACUUUUUCUUGGGGUAAAUAAAUUGAGCGGAACAAUUCCCAACUCUAUCUCUAAUACUUCACAGCUUGCUCUCGUAGACUUAUCUUGGAACUCAUUCUCAGGCAUAAUUCCAAAAUUGCUUGGAAAUUUAAGAUCCCUCCAGGUGCUUGACCUAGGAUUCAAUGAUUUGACAGUUGAAUCUCUAGAAUUGAGUAUUUUCUCCUAUUUUUCCAAUUGUAUAAAUCUCGUUUAUUUAGCUUUGAGCAAAAAUCACUUGAAUGGCUUCCUUCCCAAGUCCAUUGGAAACCUCUCUCUUUCUCUUCAAACACUUUACCUAUAUGAUUGCAAACUUAAGGGUAGCAUUCCAAUAGAGAUCGGGAAUUUAAGUGGUUUGACUACGUUGACCUUAUCCAGCAAUGAAUUGAGAGGACUUGUUCCAACCACAAUAGGAAGUUUGCGCAUGCUUCAAAGUUUGGGCCUUGAUGGUAAUAGACUAAAGGGAACCAUACCAACAGAACUAUGUUAUCUAAGGAGAUUGUUUGAAUUAUUUUUAGUUGGUAAUGAUCUAUCGGGACACAUUCCUAGAUGCAUAGAUAAUAUGACUUCGCUAAGAGCUCUCUACUUAGGCUUCAAUCAAUUAACUUCUAUGAUUCCAUUGAGCUUGUGGAGGCUUACAGAUCUCUUGGAGGUUGACUUCUCAUCCAAUUCUUUAAGUGGCUCUCUUUCAUCUGAGAUUGAGAAAAUGAAGGUCUUGAGGAGAUUGAAUUUGUCAAGAAAUCAACUAUCAGGUGAAAUUCCUAAAACAAUUGGUGGUCUCAAAGAUUUGACUAAUCUCUCAUUGGCAAUAAAUCGAUUACAAGGCUCAAUUCCUGAAUCUUUUGGUGAAUUGGUAAGCUUGGAGUUUUUGGAUCUUUCCGAUAACAAUUUAUCUGGAGAGAUUCCCAAGUCCUUAGAACGACUCCAUUACCUCAAAUAUCUAAAUCUCUCAUUCAAUAAACUACAAGGAGAAAUUCCCACAAGUGGACCAUUUCAAAACUUCUCAGCUACAUCAUUUAUGUCAAACAAUGCACUUUGUGGUGCAACUCGAUUGAAAGUUCCCCCAUGUAAAGAAGGUGAUCCUCGAAGAAAGAAGACAAAAUGGUCACAUAUGCUAAGGUAUGUAUUGCCAACAAUUGGGUUUAUAAUGCUUGUAGUGACCCUUGCAUUUGCUUGGAGAAAAUGGAAAAAGUGGAAUCCAAAAUCUCCUGCUCGAGCAGACUUGUACCCUUUAGUUACAUGGAGAAGAAUUUCUCAUCAACAACUUGUACAAGCAACGAAUGGAUUCAACUCUAAUAAUUUACUUGGUGAAGGAAGUUUUGGGUCAGUAUACCAAGGAACACUUUCAGAUGGGAUGAAUAUUGCAAUCAAAAUUAUGAACUUGCAAGUGAAAGGGGCAUUCAAAAGUUUUGAUGCAGAGUGUGAAGUGCUAAGAAAUAUUCGUCAUCGAAAUCUUGUCAAAAUCAUCACCAUUUGCAGCAAUAUUGACUUCAAAGCCCUUGUAUUGGAAUACAUGCAUAAUGGAAACUUAGAGAAAUGGUUGCACUCUCAAGAUCACUAUCUGAAUAUCUUACAAAGGCUAAAUAUCAUGAUUGAUAUCGCAUCAGCAUUAGAAUACCUUCAUCAUGGUUAUUCAACAACAAUUAUUCAUUGUGAUCUGAAGCCUAGCAAUGUCUUAUUAGAUGAAGAAAUGGUUGCACAUGUUGCCGAUUUUGGCAUGGCCAAACUCUUAGAUGAUCGGGACUCUAUGAUGCAUACCAUGACUCUUGCUACUUUUGGGUACAUGGCACCAGAGUAUGGAUUAGAAGGAGUUGUUUCCACAAGAGGCGAUGUGUAUAGUUAUGGCAUUUUACUAAUGGAAACAUUCACAAGAAAGAAGCCUACAGAUAGCAUGUUUAUUGGAGAAUUGACCUUGAAGCGUUGGGUGGAUGAAUCACUACUCACUUCAAUACUCGAUAUUGUUGAUGCCAAUUUGUUGAGAAAUGAAAAAGAACGUGCUGCCAUGGAGGACUGCAUAUCUUCAGUUAUGAGAUUGGCUUUGGAUUGUUGUGCAGAGUCACCUACACAAAGAAUUGACAUAAAAAAUAUUUCAGCGAAACUCAAUAAGGUCAAAUUAAAGUUUGUACUAGAUAGUAGAAGAGGCUAA